AUGGCGGAUGUCGAUAUGACCGACGCUCCGGCCUCUACGGAUGUCGUAAAGAAGAACACUGCUGUUGUCGAGACUAAGGCGAAGAAGGCAGAAGGCAAGCCUCGCUUCGAGGUCAAGAAGUGGAACGCGGUGGCCCUCUGGGCUUGGGAUAUUGUAGUUGACAACUGUGCUAUCUGUCGAAACCAUAUCAUGGAUUUGUGCAUUGAGUGCCAGGCGAACCAGUCAUCCGCCACCUCAGAAGAGUGCACAGUUGCGUGGGGUAUCUGCAAUCACGCGUUCCAUUUCCACUGCAUUUCGAGAUGGCUCAAGGCCCGUCAAGUGUGUCCUCUUGACAACAGAGAUUGGGAGUUCCAGAAGUACGGCCGUUAA
Sordaria macrospora k-hell is the source of this 369-nucleotide messenger RNA. RefSeq lists its product as uncharacterized. Gene Ontology annotation, molecular function: ubiquitin protein ligase activity; zinc ion binding; cullin family protein binding. Gene Ontology annotation, biological process: ubiquitin-dependent protein catabolic process; protein ubiquitination. The record is from RefSeq and is a predicted model, not a curated record. Gene Ontology annotation, cellular component: nucleus; cullin-RING ubiquitin ligase complex. Lineage: Eukaryota; Fungi; Ascomycota; Sordariomycetes; Sordariales; Sordariaceae.